AUGUCACCUCAAGAUGAAGCAUACACAUGGAAUCCUAAUACUGACUACGCACGGUGCUUUUUGCACAAAUUGUCUUCAACUGUUAAAGGAGGAUUGGAGGAACUCGUGUUUCCAUUCUCAGCAACACUCCCGGUCAUUGCCGAGGAGGAUGAAGACAAGAGUAGCACAUCAACACCUAUCUUGAUUGAUCUUGAGGAUGACCACCCAGCUCCUGACAAAGUCGAUACUGAUCACGACUCUGAGGGCGAAGAAGAUCUAGAAGUACCUCCGGACUUUAACGCAGAAGAUGAUAUUAAUGAGGACCAAGUGGAGAGUUUAGCCAAAACUCUGCCUGAUAAUUCUGUGGCUAGUAAGUACCACACUACUGCUUCACGAAAGCAGGCGAAUCGAAUGAAUGGUUUGACCAGUAAGGCCAACUUCAUAUCAUGUCGUGUAGCUCGUUCUGCAGCAUGGAGACGACACUUCGCACGCAUAGCCAAAGGCAUGAACCUGAAAGUUUUGCCAUUGACACCAGGUUACAACGCCACUCGAUGUAAUGCAGAAUUUGAUUCGCUUAAUAGGUUGGUCCAGGCAAAGAAAUGA
Melampsora larici-populina 98AG31 is the source of this 582-nucleotide messenger RNA. RefSeq lists its product as uncharacterized. Lineage: Eukaryota; Fungi; Basidiomycota; Pucciniomycetes; Pucciniales; Melampsoraceae. The record is from RefSeq and is a predicted model, not a curated record. Bases 1 to 582 code for a protein of 193 amino acids. The transcript is spliced from 4 exons.